Molecule: messenger RNA, 2583 nt
Organism: Racocetra persica
Lineage: Eukaryota; Fungi; Glomeromycota; Glomeromycetes; Diversisporales; Gigasporaceae
Source: the annotation of a GenBank genome assembly
AUGGAAAUUAAUAAUGAAAGCGAAUACGACGGAUUUUAUAUGAUUGAGGAAAUUGAUAUACCUUUUGAAGAAGAAAUUCUACGUAAUCCGUAUACUUUGAAGUCCUGGUUUCGAUAUAUUGAUCAUAAAGCAGAGCAACCUAUCCAACAAAGAAUUUUUGUACAUGAGCGUGCCUUAAAAGAGUUGCCAGGAUCUUAUAAAUUGUGGAAACAAUAUCUAGAUCUUCGAAGAGAACAAGUUCAAGAUUUAAAUCCAGUUAAAUAUGAAAAAGAAUAUUUAAAAGUCAAUAAUUGUUUCGAGAGAGCAUUGGUGUUAUUACAUAAGAUGCCCCGUAUAUGGAUAGAUUAUUGUAGUUUUCUAGUAAAGCAAUGCAGAAUUACGAAAGCACGUAGAACUUUUGAUAGAGCUUUAAAGGCCUUACCAAUUACACAACAUCCAAGGAUAUGGGAGAUUUAUUUAAAGUUCGCAAGAGAUAUAGGUGGAGAAACUGCCAUCCGACUAUAUCGCAGAUAUCUCAAGUUGGAACCGGAUCACGUAGAAGAAUACAUCGAUUUGUUGCUUUCAUUAAAUCGGUACGAUGAGGCUGCAAAACGACUCGCUCAAGUGGUCAAUAAUGAUCGUUUCCAAUCAAUGCAUGGCAAAUCAAAUUAUCAAUUGUGGAUGGAGCUUUGUGAUUUGAUAUGUGAACAUCCGCAUGAAAUCAAAAGUCUGAAGGUAGAACCAAUUAUACGGAGUGGAAUUCGAAGAUUUACAGAUCAAGUGGGAAAAUUAUGGAAUUCACUUGCAAAUUAUUGGAUAAAGUUGCAUCAUUUUGAAAAGGCAAGGGACGUUUUUGAAGAAGGCAUCAGCACUGUAAUGACCGUCAGAGACUUUACACAAAUAUUUGAUACUUACGCAAAGGCAGAGGAAACUGUCAUUGAAAAAAAAAUGGAAGAGGCAGCUGAGCGUGCAGAGGCAGGCAAAGAAGAUCCGGAACAAGAUUUGGAAUUAGAUUUGAGGUUGAUGCGAUUUGAGCAAUUAAUGGAUCGUAGACCAUUUUUGGUAAAUGACGUCUUAUUAAGACAGAAUCCAAACAAUGUCCAUGAAUGGGAGAAGAGGGUGUCGUUAUGGAAAGAUAACCAUGAAAAGAUUGUUGAGACAUACUCAAAGGCAUUGAGAACCAUAGAUCCAAAGAAAGCAACCGGAAAAUUUCAUGAGUUGUGGGUCAAUUUUGCCAAGUAUUAUGAGAAAGGAGGUGACAUUGAAAAUGCACGUACAAUUUUUGAAAAAGCAACUCAUGUCAACUUUAAAAAUGUCAAUGACUUGGCUACCUUGUGGUGUGAAUAUGCAGAGAUGGAAUUACGGCUUGAAUUCUAUGACAGAGCAAUUGACGUAAUGGGCCGUGCCACAGUUCCAGCAGGAAAUCCAAAUGUAGAUUUCCGUGAUGAGUCUAUACCGGUCCAGCGACGCGUGUUCAAAUCCAUCAAAUUAUGGUCAUUUUACGUUGACUUAGAAGAAAGUAUAGGGACUGUAGAAUCAACAAAAGCUGUCUAUGACCGAAUACUUGAACUGAAAAUAGCAACACCACAAAUAAUAAUUAAUUAUGCAAAUUUCUUAGAAGAAAAUAAAUAUUACGAAGAAAGCUUUAAAGUCUACGAGCGUGGUGUUGAACUAUUCAAUUAUCCAAUCGCAUUUGAAAUAUGGAACGUCCAAAAAUAUGUUUUCAUUAAUCAGUCUGGUUCAAAACUCGAACGUGCACGAGAUCUUUUUGAGCAAGCUCUUGAGAAAUGUCCUCCAAAAUACGCCAAAUCAUUGUAUCUUAUGUAUGGAAAAUUGGAAGAGGAUUAUGGUUUGGCAAGACAUGCGAUGCGCAUAUAUGAUCGUGCAACUAGAUCAGUAUCUGAUGAAGACCGUUUUGAGAUGUUCAAUUUUUAUAUUGCUAAAGCAGGUGCAAACUUUGGCGUCACGUAUACCCGUGAGAUUUAUGAACGUGCGAUCGAAGUAUUGCCUGACAAAGAAGCCAAAGAUAUGUGUUUAAAAUAUGCUGAAUUAGAACGUAAACUAGGAGAAAUUGAUCGAGCAAGAGCCUUGUAUGCUCAUGCGUCGCAAUUUUGUGAUCCAAGGACAGUGCCAUCAUUCUGGCAGACAUGGCAUGACUUUGAAGUCAAACAUGGAAAUGAAGAUACAUUCAAAGAAAUGCUUAGAAUCAAGCGUAGUGUUCAAGCUCAAUAUAAUACAGAGGUUAAUUUUAUAUCCGCGCAAAUACUCGCAACUCGUCAAGCUCAACAAGUUUUUCAGCAAGAAGAUGUGUCUUCAAAUGCUACAUUAACAUCAGCUCCAAGUGCUAUGCAACUUGCAGAACAAGAAGCCAUCCAAAAUAAAGGAAGUUCACAUACUUCUGUUAGAACAAUGAUGUUUGUUCCGUAUGUAUUUCAAGUUUCAUAUGAUUUUAUUUCUUUUGUUUCGAAUGGAAUUAUGCUUAAAUGUGAUAUAUUUGCGUUUUUACACAGUUCUACGCAAGUGGACAAAGAAAAUAUAUCCGCACAAGCUGAUCCUUCAAAUCCUGAUGAAAUUACUAUGGAUAUGGAUGAUGAGGACCAGUAA